Plasmodium gallinaceum is the source of this 582-nucleotide messenger RNA. It is a transcript of the gene PhLP1, whose product is annotated as phosducin-like protein, putative. Gene Ontology annotation, biological process: microtubule cytoskeleton organization. Bases 1 to 582 code for a protein of 193 amino acids. The record is from RefSeq and is a predicted model, not a curated record. The transcript has a single exon. NCBI's taxonomy places the organism in Eukaryota, Apicomplexa, Aconoidasida, Haemosporida, Plasmodiidae. Gene Ontology annotation, cellular component: cytoplasm.
AUGAAUAAUAAAAUUACAAAAAACAUUGAAAACCAAAUAUUAGAAGCUUUAAAAGAUAAGGAAGAUGAAUUAGAUUUAGAAAUAAGAAGAUAUGAAGCAUUACAGAAAAAAAUUUAUGAUGAAAAUGAUGAAGAAUUAGAAAGUAUUAAAAAUAAAAGAUUACAAGAAUUAAAGAGUAAAUAUAAAGAAAAAUUAACAUUAUUAAGAAAAGGGCAUGGAAGUUAUAAAGAGGUUUUAUCAGAAAAAGAAUUUUUUCAAAUAUGCAAAAAUUCAAAAAAGGUUUGUUGUCAUUUUUAUAGAAAUACUACAUGGAGAUGCGAAUAUUUAGAUAGUAAAUUGAUUAGCUUAUCUAAAAAAUUUUUAAAUAUUAACUUUAUUAAAAUAAAUGUGGAAAAAUCUCCUUUUUUAUGUGAGAGAUUGAAAAUUUGGUGUAUACCUACAUUAAUGCUCAUACGAGAUGGAAAAACAGAACAUUCAAUAAUUGGAUUUGAAGAAUUAGGAGGAGAUAAUUUUUCUGAGAAAACUUUAAUUAAUGUUUUAAUAAAAUGGAAAUUAAUAGACAAAAAAGAAAUAGAAGAUUAA